Messenger RNA from Caenorhabditis bovis, 2193 nucleotides. NCBI's taxonomy places the organism in Eukaryota, Metazoa, Nematoda, Chromadorea, Rhabditida, Rhabditidae. The record is from the annotation of a GenBank genome assembly.
AUGUUGUCGAACAUCUCAACGCUGGUGAUCAUUGCGUUGCCGAUCGUCGCGGCGAUUCCGCGCGUGCCAUUCGUCUCCAACGACGACGGCGAGAAGACGACGGCUGACUAUCAAGUCGGCACCACUGAAGGCUAUUUCGAGGCGUCGAAACUCCUUCAGAAGAGCGUCAACUUAUCGUUGGAUCCGUGCGACGACUUUUUCGAGUUCGCGUGCCGCAAAUGGGUCGACAGCCAUCCGAUUCCCGACUAUCUCACCUCGUACUCGCAAUUCGUUGUGACACGCGAGAAGGUCCUCGCCGAGAUGCGCCAACUCUACGAGGAUGCCGCCAGCACUCCGACGUCGAAAUCGAUCGCGUUGAUCAAACAAAUCUACAAGACGUGCAUGGACACCGAGAGGCACAACGCGAUCGGCGCUCGCGAUUUGCUCGACAAGAUCAAAACGUUCGGCUAUUGGCCGAUGGUGCACAACGAGCUUUGGCGCGAGUCGAGUUUCGAUCUCACCAAACUGCUCACCAACACGAUUCAAUCGCGCGACGUUUCCGUCUUCUUCGAUUUCGGACCGUCGGAGGAUUCGAGGAACGUCUCAAGACGGCUUAUCAACUUUGAUCAAGGAAGUUUGGGAUUGGGCUAUUCGACGAGAGAAUACUAUUUGGAUGAGAAGAAGUACCGAAAGCAGAUGAGCGCUUAUCGGAAGUACACGAUUGGCAAAGUUCGACUCUACACACAAGACGCCGGAUUGCCAGUGAACGAGACGAAAAUUGCGGCCGAUGUCGAUGAGAUCAUCGAGUUUGAGAAGAAAUGGGCGAAGGUGCUUGUCGCCGAAGAGGAUCGCCGCAAUUACACACAACAAUACAAUGUGCGAAACUUCAAUGAUAUGCAGAAAUAUGUGCCGAUUAUUGACUGGCGGCGACUUUUCAUUUCAACAACACCAUUUUUUGUGCACUCCUACAUCGCAACAAAUCCGAUUAUUAUUAUCAGCGAUGUCGAUUAUUUGGAAAACAUGUCAAAAUUGCUCCAAGAAACUGACCCGAGAGUCAUUACUAACUAUAUUCUUCUGCGCUACGCCGGCUCAUGGAGCCAAGAAAUUGGAACGAAAUAUGAGGAUCUUCAGCAGGAAUUCGCAUUCCAAAUGUAUGGUCGCAAGCAGCGGCAGCCUCGCUGGAAAGAUUGCGUCUCGAAUUCCGGCUCGAAAUUGAGUUUCGCCUCAUCGGCGAUGUACGUUCGACGAUACUUCGAUGCGAAUGCGAAGAACACGACGCUGGCAAUGAUCGACGAUCUUCAAGAAUCAUUCAGAAAUAUGAUGCACGUCAAUGAUUGGAUGGAUGAGAACACCAAGAAGUUCGCUUUGCAAAAAGCCAGCGAGAUGAUCAACCAGAUCGGCUAUCCAGACUUUAUUCUCAACGACGAAAAACUUGAUGAUUGGUAUAAGGGGCUUGAAGGCGCCCAGGAUGACACCUACAGCGCACUUGUCGAGAAGACGAUUCAAUGGCGCAACACGUUCCAUUAUAGACGCCUUCUCGAGCCGGUGAAUCGACACGAGUUCAUUUCGAGCGCCGCCGUUGUCAACGCGUUCUACUCGCCGACAAGAAACGCGAUCGCAUUCCCCGCCGGCAUUCUUCAACAGCCAUUCUUUGAUGCGCGAUUCCCGAAAGCGCUCAAUUACGGCGGUAUCGGCGCCGUCAUCGGGCACGAGAUCACCCAUGGAUUUGACGACACAGGACGUCAAUUCGACAAUGUCGGCAACCUUCGCGAUUGGUGGGAUAACAGCACCGCGGUGAAAUUCACCGAACGCGCUCAAUGCAUCAUCGAGCAGUAUGGAGCAGUGCCAGUGGAGCAGACGGACUUGAAGAUUAAUGGAAAAUUGACGCAGGGCGAGAACAUCGCCGACAAUGGUGGCAUCAAACAAGCGUUCAAGGCCUACCAACGCUAUUUGGAGAAGAACGGUGGACAGGAGCCGAGAUUGCCGGGUCUCGAAACGCUUACCAAUGAGCAGCUGUUUUUCGUCGGCUACGCUCAAACGUGGUGCGGCUCGAAGACCGUCGAGACGAGAACACUUCAUGCGCUGACCGAUCCGCACAGUCCGGAGACGGCUCGUGUCAAUGUGGUGCUCUCGAAUCAGCCGGAGUUUGCGAACGCGUUCAAAUGCGCCGCCGGUACCAAAAUGAACCCGACGAAUCGUUGCGUCGUCUGGUAG